CAACUUCAAAGCUCAAUUGGUUGACGGUCGUGACGGUUCGGAGUGCAUUCUAAAAAAGUGUCCUGCUGUUAAAGCCAUAAAAUGAACAUUCUCAGCCAGACCCUCCUGGUGGUUUUACCUGCCAUUGUCCUAGCCCGUUUGUGCGAUGUGCCCGCAGACCAAAAUAAUCUGCUAUCUCGAACCAACCUGUACCAGAGCCAGAAGAACUUUGCUGUGUCUAUGCUGGAUGCAAUUCAUAAACGGACUCCACGCGGAAAUGUCUUCUUCUCGCCAUACAGCACAUACAACGCACUGCUCCUCGCCUAUUUCGGUUCCUCCGGGGAGACGGAAAAGGAGCUUUCUAGGGUGCUACAUCUAGACUGGGCCAGCUCCAAGGAGAUGGUGCGCAGCGCCUACAUUGUGGAAAAAAGGCACCUUCAUACCCGUUUGCGCAAAAGUCCGCUGGAAUUUUCCUCAGCGGGUCGAAUUUUCUACGCCAAAGAUCUUGAGCUAGGGGAAUGCCUGAAGGAUCGCCUUUUUAACGAGUACGAAAAGAUGAACUUCCAAAACCAGCCGGACAAAUCGCGCAAAGAAAUCAAUGACUGGAUUGCCAACCAGACCCACAACCAGAUCCGCGACAUGCUGAGCGAGACCGACAUUACAUCGCGCACUCGUGUGGUCUUGGCCGAUGCCUCCUAUCUCAAGGGUCAGUGGGUCAGCAAGUUCAAGGCGGAAAAGACCUCCCAGAAACGGUUUUACACCACCCCGACUGACUAUUCAAUGGUCCCUAUGAUGAGUCAAAAUGGUUCCUUCUUGUUAACUCUGGACGAAAACCUGGACGCCAAAGUUCUGCAGAUGCCUUUCCGCACCUCCUACGAAACACAGGAAAAUCCGAAAUCCGAGAUCUCAAUGGUGCUUAUCCUGCCCUCAAAAUCCUUGGAUAAUGUGGUAUCCAAAUUGAACUCCGAAACCCUUCGACAGGCCUUUAACUUCGCUACGCCGCGACAACUGGAGCUGUCCGUGCCCAAGUUUGAGUUCGAGCAGCGCUUGCAAUUGGUUCCGAUCCUCGGCGGCAUGGGACUGACCAAGACCUUCUCCCCGGCUGGAACCUUCUUGGAUUUGACGUCAGAGCGAAUUGUAUUCGACGACGCCCAGCAGGUGGCCAAGAUCAAGGUCGACGAGGAGGGCAGCACCGCGGCGGCGGCCACCCUUCUUUUUUCCAGCCGUUCAGCGCGCCCAGUGGAGUCUGAGACGUUCAAGUGCGACCAUCCUUUCCUGUUCCUCAUCUACGAUGAGACCAACGAGUCAAUCCUGUUCACAGGCAUCUAUCGCGAUCCCAAGACAAUGAAGGCGUUGUUUUCCAGUCACAAAAUGCAUAUCCUCAGCCUAUCCGUGCUGGUGCUACUGCCGGCGAUUGCACUAGCCAGUCUUUGUGACGUUGAACCCAACUCAAGCUUCCUGGAAAAGCGAAUGAACCUUUAUCAGGGCCAGCAGAACUUCUCCGUCUCCAUGCUCGAUGUGAUCCGAAAAAGCACUCCCAACGAAAAUGUCUUCUUUUCACCGUACAGCACCUACCAUGCCCUGCUGCUGGCUUAUUUCAGUUCCUCCGGGGAGGCGGAAAAGGAGCUCGGCAAGGUGCUUCAGCUGAACUGGGCCGACUCCAAGGAGAUGGUGCGCAGCGCCUAUUUGGUAGAGAGGAAGGACCGUGAAAUUCGAUCGCACAAGAUGCCACUCGAGUUCUCAUCCGCGGAUUGCAUUUUCUUCGGCAACAAUCUGCAUCUGACUCACUGCGCCGAGACUCGGCUGGCCAAGGAGAUCGUCAGGACGGACUUCCUGAACAAGCCAGAUGCGGCGCGCAAGGAGAUCAACGACUGGAUUGCCAACACGACCCACAACCAGAUUCGGAACAUGCUGAGUGCCGAGGAAAUCACCAGCGACACCAAAUUGGUCCUGGCCAAUGCUGCCUAUUUUAAGGGUCAGUGGGUUAGCCAGUUCAAGGCGUCAAAGACCACUCCCAUGCCCUUCUACACGUCCGCGUCCAAUUUCUCCUUUGUGCCCAUGAUGCAGCAGAAGGGCACUUUCCUGCUGAACACCGACGAACAGUUGCGCGCACACGUCCUGCAGAUGCCCUAUCGCACCGUCUUCGAGUCGGACGAACAGCCGGACAGCCAGCCGGAUGACAAGUCUGACAUCUCAAUGGUGCUCAUCCUGCCGCCCUUCAACCCCAACUCCCUGGAGGACACUCUGUCGAGACUUAACACCGAGACCCUGGAGCAGUCGCUCAACCAGGCGAUGCCGCGCGAGAUCGAGGUAUCCCUGCCCAAGUUUGAGUUUGAGCAGCGCCUAGAACUGGUUCCAAUCCUUGCCAGAAUGGGAGUCUCAAAGAUCUUUGACCCCAUCGCCGCCACCUUUGACGAUUUAACCUCCGAGUUGAUUUCUCUCGGCGAUGCCAAGCACGUGGCCAAGAUCAAGGUGGACGAAGAGGGCAGCACCGCAGCGGCAGCUACCGUCUUGUUUACGUACCGUUCGGCCAGGCCCGUGGAGCCGGCCAAGUUCGAGUGCAAUCAUCCAUUCCUUUUCCUCAUUUACGAUCGCACCUCCAGCUCGAUCCUGUUUACAGGCAUCUAUCGUGAUCCUAAGACACUCAAGCAGUAAAUGCGACGAGUUCGCAAUUAACCUAACCAAAUUUUGUCUUGACUGUAAAUGAUAUUGUACACUUCUUAACCUACUUUAACGUUAAUAAAUUAUGCCCAUAACAAGAAAUAUUAAUAUAA
Drosophila kikkawai is the source of this 2753-nucleotide messenger RNA. Its product is annotated as serine protease inhibitor 88Ea. Gene Ontology annotation, molecular function: serine-type endopeptidase inhibitor activity. The record is from RefSeq and is a predicted model, not a curated record. NCBI's taxonomy places the organism in Eukaryota, Metazoa, Arthropoda, Insecta, Diptera, Drosophilidae.